AUGAGCAAUGCUGCACUGAAGCGCCACCUGCCCCUCCAGGUUAUGAAUCAGAUCAUAAAAUUGAACACCUGUCCACCAGCAGCCCGACGUCGGGGGAACCGACUUGUGCCGGGCUCACGCGUGCGUGGUUUUGAACGAUCGCCGAAAACAUACGGACCGUCAAGCAUCAGAUUUCUUGUUGAAAUGAUCCUCCAGCAUUUCAAGGGUAGUCCACCUGAAUUUAAAUUCAAGGAGGUUAACAGCCUUUUUGAAGUCGGUUCUAAAUCUUCAUAUUUUAUCGCUCAUUUGCAAGGCGGCCUUGUUGACCUCGUGUCUUCAGGGACACGAUUUUCCCUCCUAGUGGAUAAAAUUGCAGCAUGUUGCUCGCACGAAUGGAACGAUCGUAUUUUGAGUCCAUAUAUUCCCCUCUUCCCUGAAGGCAGUUCUCGUUUCCUCCUUGGUCUACUGGGCGUGGUCAUUACAUUACGGUACCCCUUGGGUAUUGCUUUGCCUCAUUCUACCAAAAUUCUGGACAAAGCUGAAAAAUCAUCCACAACUAGCCUAGAGACAGUUGGCCGAUUCUCAAGCCAUAUUCCUGGUCAAUCACUCAAUUAUAUUACCGGUACAUUACGUGACCCAGCCUCACAAUGGAACGCCGGCUCGACGCUGGCACAAAAAACAGACCACCUAGAGCCUGUUCGUAAAGAGGUUUUAUCUAUACUUAAUAAAGUCACCGCCGAAAAUUUCGAACAACAGGCAAAAAAUAUUUUAAAUGUUGGCAUUCAUUCUUCUUCCAUUCUUAAUGUCAUUGUGCGACUGAUUUUCCAAAAAGCUAUCAAUGAGCCCAAAUUCACUGCAUUGUAUGCCCAGCUGUGCCUAAAGUUAUGUUCUAGUGCGCCCAAUUUUGAGCCGAAGGGUAGCCCGAAAUCGACUUUUCGCAUUUUUCUCUUGAAACUUUGUGAAGAUGAAUUCAAAGCGCGCAACGGUGCCGACGACCCGGUUGCUCGACAAAGAAGCCUGGGGAACGUUCGCUUCAUCGCGGAACUUGGACAGCUUGGUUUUAUUCCGGAGAAGAUUUUGCAUCAGUGUGUUCGAGCCAUGCUCUCCGGACGCACCCAACCAGUUCAGUCUGUUACAUCCAGCUCUGGAUCAACUGUGGAGGAUACUACCGGUAGAUCAGGGGCUAAAAUUCGGGAAGAGUCCCUGGCAACGGACAUGGAGUGUCUAUGCCUUUUCCUGAAAGUAGUGGGAAAAUCUAUGGACACACCGAAGGCACACAAUCUAAUGAACCAAUAUUUCCAGCGGCUACAGCGAAUUCAAGCACGGGCGAUGGAAGCUUCCAGUCUACACGGAGAAUCGGAGGACGGGUCUAACUGCAGCGGCGGUAGACCUAGAACGGGUUCAGCCCAUGAAGUGAUCAACUCACCGAAAUCAUCGGGUGUGAAAUCUAAUGUGGAAGUUUUGCCAGCUCGUAUUCGCUUCAUGAUUGAUGAUAUCCUGGAUUUAAGGAGUAAUGGAUGGGUCCCACGACGGGCAGGUCAACGAGGGGAAACAAACAAACCUCGGUAUCUGAGGGAUAUUCGCAUGGAAGUAUUUAAGGAUUCAGGAACUUUGGUGGCGCCAACUCCCGCCGAACGCUCAGUUUCAUCAAGGGAUGUGCCCGGAAGUGAAUAUGCAAACCAUUUGUCGGCCACAUCGAACGCAUUGGCCCCUUUUAAUGUGCCGUUCUUUUCUGGUUCCAAAAGUAGGAUGGUUCCAUUCUGUCCGAGUGUUGGAGACUCAAGCGGCGUGGAAGCAAGAAAUUGGUUAGAGUUAGCACGACUGGGUGAAGAACUUUGUCGCAAUAGUCCUGCUGAUGUGGGAAUUUUAGGUAGUGGCCGAAGUUCGAUAUCAAGUCGUCAGGAAGGUGGCUUUUCGGUUGCAAAUAAGCGAUUGGUUUACACGAAAUCUGGCAGUGGUAUGAGCGCAAACAACAACAAUCACAACAAUGGAUACUCCGUCAGUUCCAAAUUCGGUGGUCCGGACUCAUGGAGUUCCAGACGAGAACGUGGGACAGACGGUUCGGACAAUGGCUGGACACGUGGAAUGGCUACGGGAGCCCGUAGACAGUCAAGCUUCUCUAGAACAACACUGCCUUUGGCCAGUAAUCUGCCUCCUCGUAUGUUGCGCAAGAUGGCUUCCCAGAAUGGCACUACGUUUACUCAAGAUAAUUUGUUGGAACACAUGCCGUUAUCCAAUGCGGAAUUUUCGGAUGCAUCACAACCUGAGGAAAUGGAAGCACGUUCAAUGGAGAGUAAACUUGUUUUUCAGAGUUGGAACCCACAAACCGAAAGCGGUGUGAAUUCUGGUACAGGAGCGGCUACAGUUGACGAAUGUCCGACGAAGUCUUCUGAACUCUUUGAGCCAACCUAUCUGAAUCAAGAACGCACACCGCUGCUCAAAUCGGAAUUUGCGGUAUCCACGUUAUCAGCAAACGCAUGUCUAAUCAACCAGCCUUUUCAGAGGUCAGUGGGCACCAGCUUGCGUCCGAACGUCCCUCUCCCAUUUGGGCAGUCCGCACCUGGACGAUCUUCACAGAGUGAUUCUAAAACUGUAACCCCGUCGAGUCGUGCUACACUACAGGCACCUAUUGUGCACAGUGAUCCACCGGACCUACCUGAUCACAAGCUAAGUCGCUCUCCAACAAGUUCUGAUGAACAGAGAAAAUUGUCGAAACGUCUGAUGCAACUGUUUGAAGAAUAUAGGACUCCCGGGGAUCUCCUGAACUGCCUUCAAACCCCAGAGUUUUCAGGUCGUCUGAACGUCGAGAUGCUUGCCACAUUUCUGUCUCGCAUCUGUGAAGAGGGUGCUGUUUUUCCCCUAUCCACCUUGGAUCCCAUGGAAUCCGCACAGUUGUUUACGGACUGCGCUAAUCUUGUCAAUAUGAAAGAUUUGAAAUCGAGCAAAUCAACGAAGGAAACCAGUCGGCCACUUGCUUCUGUGUGUGCGCAUUUACUGUCCAGAUUGCUUCAGUCUACUUCGGUCAUUUUUUCCAAGUCAAAAUUUGCUUCCAUAGCCGCCUCGCUGUUAUGGAUUGGUGCAUUGCAACUGACAGAUUUGACUGAACCUCUUCGUGCUGGGAAACACCAUCCACUGUUUCUGCUGAUCCUUCAGCAACUCGUACGUAUGAUCGAUGGGUCCUCACAAGCUAACCAUAGUGGAGCUCCCGAUUCGUUUGGCACCCAAUCUGUAGCCUGUCACACGGUCGAAGAGCGGCGGCAGAUGAUGAUUCGCUGGUUUCGGGACAGUGGAAUCCUCAUGAGCCAAAUGUUACCAGAUGGAAAUCAGUGGAAUGAACGGCUGUUGGAAACUUUGGAAGAACGUGGUUUGAGCUUCCUCGUACCUAAUCUUUGUUUGUCUCGUGAGCUCAAUAAGUUGUUGACAUCAGGACCACUUUCCACCAAGACUGACGAUGAACAUAUGACACUGACGCUCUCCGAAUGUCUAAAAAAAUGUGUUCGCCCGGAGGAUCAACAGUCCCCUGACUUCAUUCACACCGUAAUGCUUGUUGUUUAUGAAUACAUAUACCGAACUGGCCUUGAGCUCUCGCCGCAGUCUUCGCCAACAGAAUUAAUGUCUCGUGAACGAGCCGCAUGGACGCGACUGGUUCCCGCUGAGUUGGCCGGGGUACUGAUUGGAUCUUCAAGUCGACAACUUGAUGCACUACAUGCCCUCCAGAUAUUCUGGAUGAGUAAAAACAAGCCAAAAGGAUUUCUACUGCGUUGCUUCAUCAACCUGUACAACUGCGACUUAGUGGACGAGAACACGUUUCUAACGUGGAAAGAAGAACUGAACCCUGAUUAUCCGGCCAAAGGCGAAGCACUUUUUGAAGUAAAUCGAUGGCUGACAUGGCUAGAAAACGCAGAGGAGGAAGAUGAAGAAGAGGGUGAUCUCAAAGCUACUCUUGGUAAUCAUCUUGAAAUGGUAGAAUCUAUGGAGGAUAGUCGGUCAUCGCCUCCUGUGACGCAUCAUACUGACUCACACGCACCACUACCCUGUGUACUGGGUAAUUCGGAAGCAGAAACCAUUUGGAACACGCAACCAAUCGCAACACUAUAGGUCCAUCGUCCCCCCAGAAUAAGCGGUUAACGGUACACGUCGUCCGCCAACUGAUGAAUUCUAUUCACACUGGUCGAAAGUCGAUUGUUACUCUUUUUUGUCACUUGGGAACGUCCAGGCACAUUACCAUCACUACAACGGGCUCCAGAGACCUGAUAUUUGCGCUCAUUCAUCCGUCUUCACACAUGGCUGACAACUUUUCUUUCGACUCCCAAUUUCUCUCUUAUGUCGCGUGUUUGCUUUUUCUUCCCUCUUGCUGUAUGUUUACUUCUGGAUAGGUUGGUAAUUCUACAUCCUGCAACGCUGCAAGUAUUCCUUUCCCUAGCCGAUGAUCGUAUUUCAGCUAAUUAAUGUAAUAAAUUGCGUGUUUGCCAACCCAUCAUA
This is a messenger RNA of Opisthorchis viverrini, 4461 nucleotides long. RefSeq lists its product as hypothetical. The coding region runs from base 1 to 4077 and encodes 1358 amino acids. The record is from RefSeq and is a predicted model, not a curated record. NCBI's taxonomy places the organism in Eukaryota, Metazoa, Platyhelminthes, Trematoda, Opisthorchiida, Opisthorchiidae. Gene Ontology annotation, molecular function: protein binding; RNA binding; translation initiation factor activity. The transcript is spliced from 13 exons.